Xyrauchen texanus (razorback sucker) is the source of this 3156-nucleotide messenger RNA. RefSeq names its product coiled-coil domain-containing protein 50-like. Lineage: Eukaryota; Metazoa; Chordata; Actinopteri; Cypriniformes; Catostomidae. The transcript is spliced from 12 exons. Bases 140 to 1192 code for a protein of 350 amino acids. The record is from RefSeq and is a predicted model, not a curated record.
GCGCGCGCGCGCGUUGUGGAUGAGACGCGACUUUCAAAAUCUGUGUGACUCUCUGAAGCGGCAGAAGAGGAAUCUGCUGGAGUUUUAUGCUGCAGGUUUGUUCAAAUCAUGAGACUGUGAUUUCAGCGUGAAUUCAGCCAUGGCAGAAAUUGAUGUUGACAAAUCUCACCUGCCCGGCAUCUAUGACGUAUGCCAAUGUUUCUCUGUGUUAGAGGACGGAGCUCUGGCUCACAGUCUUCAAGAGCAGGAAAUUGAACAGUUCUACAGUGCCAACAUCCAGAAGAACCAGUCGGUACAGAACGAUGUUCGUCUGGCAAGGAGACUGCAAGAAGAAGAGGAACGGCGAGUGAAUAUCUGUCGAGACCUGAGGCAGCGGGAGGAAGAGGACUGCAGAUAUGCUCAUAUUAUUCAUGAAGAGCUUCAGAGAUGUGCAGAGGAGGCCAGGAAUAUCAAAGAUCAGCUGGAAGAAAUAGCAAAACAUUUACAGGAAGAAGAAGAAAUGGAGAUGAGACAGCAGCAGGCUGCCGCUGGUUACCAUGGCAGUAACUGCGUCUCUCCACUCUGUGAAGGGUUGGGAGUUUGGGAACAGGUGCUUCAGGAUGCUGAUUUAGCCCGAAGACUACAAGAGGAAGAGGAAAUGCUGCCUCACAGAGAGGUCGAGUAUAUAGACAGUAGUUCUGGAUCAGAGGUGGACUUCAUAGCAGCACAAGUAGCCCAAGAUGAGGAGAUCGCCAGAUGCAUGCAACACCAAUAUAGAAGAAUCAACAAUAGGCCAGAAGACCUAGAGAUCCAGACGAAGCCGAUUGAACCAAGCGAUGAAGGCACGACUACAACUAGAAAGGCACUCCAGAUGUUGAGAGAGAGGCUGAACUCAGAAGGACUGCACUCACCUUUAGAAGAAGAGGACUACACCAUAGAAAAUAAUCUACCAAGCCCGUCAUGUACUGCACUCCGAACACAACACAUACACAAUAUUGCAGAAGAACUGGACCCAACGUUUAAAGCUAGAAAGAUUGAGAGCCAAAUUUCCACCAGCCCCCUGUCAGGUCUGUGUUUGGCCCCCCGCAACCCGCACAGUAUCUUUUAUGACUAUUUACCAGAACCCACCUUUGUACCACCAACAAAACGCCAUCACGACAAAGCAGGACGCCACAAAGCCAAAGACAAGAAAGAGAACUGUAAACAACAGUGAUCAUGUAACUAACACAGUGCUGCUUGCUUAAAUAUGGCUUAACUGUGUUGUUUUGUAUUUGUAGUGUAAAAACAACUACAACUAGUAUUGUUUAAACCAGCUUGUGGGCACAGAUUAGGCUUUUUUUUAGGCUAACAAUGCAAAUGCCGAUUUCCUGUCGAAAUUAAUGCUUUAUUUUAUUCUGUGUUCCGUCCAAUACCUAGAAAAGUGUGAUAGAAUUUGACAUCAAACUUGGAAACUUGUACGGAAAUCCAUAAGCCGGAUAUGACCAAUGUUAAACAUACAGACACACCGUUAUUGAUAAACGUUCACUUUUUAGCAAAUAAAUGCAUCAGUGCAUCAAAGUUUCUACAUUACAAGAUAAUAAAAAUGUUGUAGGGGUAGCAGUAAAGACGCUGGCUACCACCCCUGGUGUUCGCUAGUUCGAAUCCCAGGGCGUGCUGAGUGACUCCAGCUGGGUCUACUAAGCAACCAAAUUGGCCCGAUUGCUAGGGAGGGUAGAGUCACAUGAGGUAACCUCCUUGUGAUCGCUAUAAUGUGGUUCACUCUCAGUGGGGCGCGUGGUGAGUUGUGCGUAGAUGCCGCAGUGGAAGGCGUGAAGACUCCACAAACGCUAUCUCUCCAUGGUAAUGCGCUCAACAAGCCAUGUGAUAAGAUGCGCGGGUUGGCGGUCUCAGAAGCAGAGGCAGCUGAGAUUCAUCCUCCGCAAACCAGACAAUGCCUCAGGCCCCACUUAAUGAUUUAAAUAAUUAUUAAUGAUUAUUUUAAUAAUGAAUAAAUAUUUAAUAAGACGACAAUCGACAGCAAUCCAUUUUGCAAUUGGCUUUCAUUAUUUUUUAUUAUAUUGUCGGUCUAUAGAACAUUUCAAGAUGGUUUAAGGAGGUAACGUCUAUUUGUUCCAUGAACAUUUCCUGCUAGAUGCAAACUCAGACUGCAUUCCAAACAGGAUAAAUCACCCUCCAAAAGGCACUUUGAAGGAAGAACAAUCAUGAUAGUUAUGCUUUUAGAUUGCUUCAAACUGUAUUUCCAAUAAAAAUGACUUAAAAAGUGAGUUCUGAAUUACCCUUAUUUAUGAGCCCCACACCUUUUAGCCAUUCAAAGCUCUUACAGUGGAAGGUAAAGUCUUUGAAGUUACUAACUUUAACACGAUUGUCAUAAAAUGCCAUUAUUACAAUGUGGACCAUAUUGUUUGGUGGAUGGAUGUCCAGAAGCACAGAAGCAUUCUAAUUCCUUUGUUAUUGUUUACAUCUUUAAAACAAUCUAUAAACAUAUGCGUCAGACAGACGCCUUUGGAGCGUGUCACCUUUUUUCAGUGCUUCUCUGCAUUUUUAGGAUGUUGUGUCAAGUUAAAAGUAGUUAAAACUAUGAAAAUCGCCUCUUGAGAUCAUUGCAUUCUGUUUUGUUUUGUCCUGUUGUCAAGAACUCCUCAUGAUUAGUGGCUCUCAUUCAGUGGCUGUGCUGCUUGUGAGGUUUGUUGAGGCGCUUACUGCCCCUGCUGACGAGGUGCCUUAAAACAUGAAGUUACAUGUACUUCAAGCUUGAAUUGCUCUGAUGGUAGAAAAUUACGCACUUUUAUUACAGAAUUUAUGUUAGGGUUAGUAAGCAGUAUUAAGGUAAUUGCAUCAUUUUUUUUUAACACGUUAUUUUUUAUAGAAAUGUAUCACUCUAAACAACGAUUUUUGCAAACAUUUGUGUAAAGUAAUCGCACUGUUACAGUACAACUGUAAUAUUGCUAUUUCACUUCUUUACAUAUAUUUCGGUUGAAUGCGUGCUGCCAAUUCUCGCUUACAGUUUGCAAUGUAAAUUUCGUCAUGCAUACAAUCCGUUCGUACUGUCUGCAUGGGGCCCAACUGUACUUGUUUUCCUUAAACAUAAAUGAUACAGUUCCCAUGCUAUUUUCUAAUAACAUGUAGGAAUGUGUUUAACAUCUGUUGUGUUUUCAUAAUAAAAGUCCUCUGAACACA